Lodderomyces beijingensis is the source of this 1617-nucleotide messenger RNA. NCBI's taxonomy places the organism in Eukaryota, Fungi, Ascomycota, Pichiomycetes, Serinales, Debaryomycetaceae. The record is from the annotation of a GenBank genome assembly.
AUGUCGCUCGAGGAGAUCACCCAGCCCGGGCUCCCCAUCCACCGCUGCCUCCAGCUCCUCGGCGAGCACGACAACAUCGCCGUGCAGCACCGCCUCGUGCAGCGCCUCCAGGAGUACCCCGCCGCGGAGCUCGAGUUCUACAUCCCGCAGCUCGUCGACCUCGUCACGCGCGGCUCGCGCGCGCUCGAGACGUUCCUCCUCGCGCACGCCGUGGCGCACCCGCACUUCAGCGUGGUCACCUUCUGGCGGUGCCAGGCGAUCCUCCCCAACAUCGCGCCCGCGCUCCUCCCCGCGCUCCGCGCGUUCCUCACGCGCCUCCAGCACGUCCUCUUCACCGACAACGAGGCGAAGGAGACGCGGUACACGCUCCUGGCGGUGGCGGUGGCCGCGUACACCACUUGCGUCGCCCUACCAGGGGCCACCAUAGCGCCCAUCCUCGCGCAGGAGUUGGGCUCGACCCUCGCCGGCGCCGACACCGGCUACACGCGGCGCGAGACCACGUUCAUCAUGCAGCUCCAGAACAUCUCCCACCGGCUCGUGCAGUUGCCGAAGGAGGCGCGGCUGGCGGCGCUCCAGGCCGAGCUCGCGCUCCUCAACCAGCAGCUCCCCGGCGCGGGCGUGGACAUCCCGCAGCUCGUCGACCACAAGAUCGUGCGCCUUCCCGAGGCGGUGGUGUUGAGCCUGGCCGAGCGCGCGCCGUUUCUCUUGUUCCUCGAGUACCUCCGCGGCGACCCCGAGCUCGCGGACGAGGCCGACUUGGGCGAGCCCUUCCGCGCGCCGCCGCGCCCCGAGAGCACCGCGCAGGCCGCGCAGACGGUGGUGGCCGCGGCCAUGAUCGGGCAGCUCACGGACCCCGCGAUCCGGGAGCGGCUCGUGGCGUCGCUCCGGGCGGAGGCCGCGGAGGAGACGUACGCGGAGCGGCGCGCGCGCAUCCGCGCGCAGAGCCCGUGGGGGCGGUACCCCGGGUGGAGCUUGGCGUGCGUGAUCGUCAAGACCGCGGCGGAGAUAGUGGAGGAGGCGCGCGCGGCGCAGCUUGUGAGCAUGAUUGCGAGGGUGUACACGCGCGGGUGGGUGAAGGAGAUGCGGGUGGUGCCGAUCAGCGCGACGACGGCGCUCGUGGAGGUGAUUGCCGCGCUGAGCAUCCACGCGGUGAAGCGCGCGACGAGCCUCAAGGCGUACGUGCGCAACGUGGAGAACUUUGCGGUGUCGUUGGCGAGCUACUCGAUCUUGUGCUACGUGAUGCAGGUGAAGGACCGGCACAAUGGGAAUAUUAUGGUGGACGGGGAGGGGCAUGUGGUGCAUAUUGAUUUUGGGUUUGUGCUCGGGCGCGCGCCGGGGCCGUUCGAGGCGGCGCCGUUUAAGUUGACGGGGGAGUACGUGGAGAUUUUGGGGGAGAAGUACGGGUUGUUUGUGGAGACGUGUAAGGUUUGUUUUAGGGAUUUGCGGAGGGGGUGGGAAAGGUUGGCGCCGUUUAUGGAUGUGCGGAGGUUGCACUUGGAGUUGGAUGAGGGGGAGGCGGAGGUGUUUGUGGAGCGGUUGAUUGCGCAGAGCCGGGAGAGCUUGUCGACGAGGAUAUAUGAUAGGUAUCAGUUGGUGACGCAGGGGAUACUCCCGUAA